Messenger RNA from Salvia miltiorrhiza (redroot sage), 1800 nucleotides. Its product is annotated as glucan endo-1,3-beta-glucosidase 14-like. The record is from RefSeq and is a predicted model, not a curated record. Gene Ontology annotation, biological process: carbohydrate metabolic process. Gene Ontology annotation, molecular function: hydrolase activity, hydrolyzing O-glycosyl compounds. NCBI's taxonomy places the organism in Eukaryota, Viridiplantae, Streptophyta, Magnoliopsida, Lamiales, Lamiaceae. The coding region runs from base 16 to 1569 and encodes 517 amino acids. Gene Ontology annotation, cellular component: plasma membrane. The transcript is spliced from 2 exons.
AGUAAAAUUAGAGCAAUGAUUAUAAGGCGUAACCUCAUAAUUUACUGGUGGGGUCCCUCCCCACUACCCCCUCUCUCUAAUCCCACUAACACCACUCGCUCGCGUCGCGCAAUCUAUAUAAACACAAUCAAUCCCAUUCUCGUAUUUGUGUCCCAAUUAAUUCUCUCACUCUCACUCCCAAACCCAAACAUGAAUUGCUCCCAUCUCCUGUGCUGCUUCCUUGUGGCGACCAUCCAAAUCCACUCCGUUGUCUCAGAGUCCGGCAGCGUGGGAAUAAACUACGGUCGCAUCGCCGACAACCUCCCCUCCCCCGCCCAAGUGGUGCAACUCCUUAAAGCGCAGGGUAUCACCAAGGUGAAGCUCUACGACACUGACUCCGCCGUCCUGACCGCCUUCUCUGGUUCCGGCAUCUCCCUCACCGUUGCCCUCCCCAACGAGCAGCUCUCCUCCGCCGCCGCCGACACCUCCUUCACCGACGCCUGGGUCCAGUCCAACAUCCUCCCCUACCACCCCAACACCACCAUCGAGGCCAUCGCCGUAGGCAACGAGGUCUUCGUAGACCCCAACAACACCACCGCCUUCCUCGUCCCCGCCAUGAAGAACGUCCACGCCUCCCUCGCCAACCACAACCUCUCCUCCGCCAUCAAAAUCUCCUCGCCCCUCGCUCUCAGCGCGCUCCACACGUCCUACCCCUCCUCCGCCGGCGCCUUCAAGCCGGAGCUGGUCGAACCGGUCAUCAAACCGAUGCUCGCCUUUCUCAAACAAACCGGUUCUUAUCUGAUGGUGAAUGCCUACCCAUUCUUCGCCUACAUCGCCAACACCGACACCAUCUCGCUCGACUACGCCUUGCUCCGUGAUAACGCCGGCAACAAGGACCCCAACAACGGCCUCCUCUACAAGACCUUAUUCGAAGCCCAGACCGACGCCGUCUUCGCCGCCAUGUCCGCCGUCGGCUUCGACGACGUCGGAAUGGUCGUCUCCGAGACCGGGUGGCCUUCCAAGGGCGACGAAAACGAGGUUGGCGCGGGUCCCGAGAACGCGGCUGCCUACAACGGUAACCUCGUCCGCCGCGUGCUGACCGGCGGCGGGACCCCGCUCCGGCCCAAGGAACCCCUCAACGUAUAUCUAUUCGCUCUUUUCAAUGAAGACCAGAAGCCCGGCGCCACUUCAGAGAGGAACUACGGCCUCUUCUACCCGAACCAACGCAAGGUUUACGACAUCCCGCUGACGGUGGAGGCCCUGAAAGGUGCUCCCAAUUUGACAGAGAGCAAAACUCAGGUGGAGGCCGCGGGGCAGACAUGGUGCGUGGCCAACGACAAGGCCGGGGAGAAGAAGCUGCAGAAAGCCAUGGAUUACGCUUGUGGUGAAGGGGGUGCUGACUGCCGUCCGAUCCAGCCCGAGGCCACGUGUUACAAUCCCAACACCGUGGAGGCGCACGCGUCCUACGCAUUCAACAGCUAUUAUCAGAAGAACUCGCGGCGGAGCGGGGCCUGUGAUUUCGGUGGCGCCGCCUACGUCGUCACCCACCCUCCUAAAUUUGGGAGCUGCGAAUUCCCCACGGGUUACUAAAUUGCACGUUUUUGGGAGAUAGUAUGAACAAGUUGUGGAAUUUGAUCAUUUAUUUGUUAAUGAUAGUAGUAGCAUUUUUUUAUUAUGCAGUAGAAUUGGCGUUAUUGUUUUAGAUUAGUACAUAUUCUAUAUUGUAUUCUUUAGUUUAUGUUAUAUGUUUCAUACGUUUUAUAUGUUUCUUAUUAAUAUCACAUAUACACAACAUAUAAAAUGAGUUACUAUCAUUUAAAA